AAAAAAGCUUUAAAAACAAAACAACAAAUUUCCUUUGUGUUUUUGUGUGUGUAUUGUGUGUGUGUGAGUGAGAGAGAGAGAGAGAGGGGAGAAACGUCUCUCUGCGCUGUUCUCCGUUCGAGGCUGGGAUUAGCACACGUGGCAGCUGAUGAUACGUCGGCCCGUUCGAAAAUCGCCGCUGCCGAAGCCGCCAAAUCCAACUCUCCUUCCUCCGUCUCAAUCUCCCCUCUGCUUCCUCGUGUCUUUGUUUCAGCCUUCCAGAGAGAGAGAGAGAGAGAGAGAAAGAGAGAGCUAAAAAGGGUAGCUUCAGCCAUUGUAGGAAACUUGGAAUUUAAGGGUCCUGCAAAAAAGGGAAAAGUAAAGAUAUUUGAAGGAACAACAAAAGCAGAGCGAAAGCACCGGCGCACCAAGCUGCCCAAAUCGAAAAAACCCUAGUUGAGUUGAACCUUCAAUCUCUCGAAUGGUUUGAACAAAGUUACCUGUCAUAUAGAUAGCAAUGGAAUUUCGGUGCAAUAUCGAUGUAGGUUGUGUUUUGAUGCUUCAGAGUUCUCUCCUCCCAGCUGUUACUAGUUUUUAAAAUGAAGCCAAAAAACAAUGUGACACCUAGGUCUCAACAGUCAGAAAAAUUCCAGGUUGGGGGGCCAAACUGGGUCCUUAUUGCAGGUGUUGCGUUGUUAAGCACAUUGUCAAUUCGAAUUGGAUACAAGCUGAAGCAAGCAUUUGACACAAAACAACAGGAGAACGUGAAUCGUAGUUUGAAAGGAAAUGGAAAAUCCAUGGACAAGAGGAAGUUGAACUGCUGCUGCAUGCAUUCAAGUGUUUAUGCUUAUGCACAAGACGAAGGUGGCUGCUUCAAUUGCACUCCAGGAGCCGAAGACAUGGCAGAAAUUAAGCACCCAGCCAAUGGCCAAAUUUUGACAGAAACUGCUGUUCCACUUCCUCUGGUUGCAGUUCCCCAUCCUGAAUUUAAUAAAGAGAAUGGUGUUAUUUGGGCAUCUUCCCCCGAUCGCCUUGAGCUGCCUCCAAGGCCAUUCCACCACUCAAACAGCUCAGACUCACCAUGCGUCUCGGAAUCUGGCUCGGAUAUCUUCAGCAAGCGGGAAGUGAUACACAAGCUGAGACAGCAGUUGAAGAAAAGGGAUGAUAUGAUCUUGGAGAUGCAGGAUCAGAUCAUGGAAUUGCAGAGUUCACUCAAUGCUCAGCUCUCCCAUUCUACCUAUUUGCAAUCCCUGCUCGACGUGGCAAACAGGGACCUGUUCGAUUCUGAGCAGGAAGCUCAGAGGCUGAGGAAAGCAAUUGCAGAUCACUGCGUCAGACAUGCAAACCCCAACGAGAAGCCUUCGACAGUUUCAAUAUGGGCACACGAAGAGAGAAAUGGGCAUGCAAAUGGGUAUCUCAAUGGAGAGAGCAGUUUGGCAAAAGGGGGAGCAGAUGGGGAGAGGAUUGAGAUGCUGAGAAUGAAGGUGGGAGAGUUGAAGGAAGUGAUAGAAGGGAAGGAUUUCCUGCUGCAGAGCUACAAGGAGCAGAAAGAAGAACUCUCUGUAAAGAUCAUGGAGUUGCAACGGAGAUUAGAUUCUCAGCUGCCAAACAUUUUGUAGACAACUCAAGUUUUGAAUUGUUAAUUAGUUUCCCAGCUCUCCAACACCACCCCCCCCCCCCUCCCCAACCCAACACCCCCUUUGAUUAGAGACUAAUUUGUUUUCUUUUUUGUCACCGUUGUCUUGUUUUAAUGUUUCGUGCUAUUCUGUACUACUGUGCUUGAGAGAGAGAGAGAGAGAGAGAGAGGGGCAAGCUAAGGUGAAGCUAACUUGAAAAUUGCUUAACAAGAAGGGAAGAAGGGAACAAGUUUCACAAAAAUCAUCAACUCUGCUGUAUUUAUUUCUUUGGACAGUCUCGUACCAGUGUGUACACGUUACUGAUUGGUAAAGGGAAAGAAUGCCAAGUCUUAUAUUUUUUAGUGAA
Messenger RNA from Malania oleifera, 1962 nucleotides. RefSeq lists its product as uncharacterized. The coding region runs from base 579 to 1598 and encodes 339 amino acids. Lineage: Eukaryota; Viridiplantae; Streptophyta; Magnoliopsida; Santalales; Ximeniaceae. The record is from RefSeq and is a predicted model, not a curated record. The transcript is spliced from 4 exons.